Molecule: messenger RNA, 1961 nt
Organism: Wyeomyia smithii (pitcher-plant mosquito)
Lineage: Eukaryota; Metazoa; Arthropoda; Insecta; Diptera; Culicidae
Product: dnaJ protein homolog 1-like
Exons: 2
Coding region: 275-1345 (356 amino acids)
Biological process (GO): negative regulation of transcription by RNA polymerase II
Cellular component (GO): cytosol
Molecular function (GO): protein-folding chaperone binding
Source: RefSeq, a predicted model, not a curated record
UUUCCAGAAACUUCUCGACCGUUGAUCUGGAAGUGUUGGUUUUGAUUAUAAAACGAGCGCUCUCGGAGCAGUCAGCAUUCAGUCACUGCGAAGAAAUUUGAAAGAGCAAGAGUUUAUUUCGUUCGUUGAUUGAUAAGUUCAAUUGCAGUUUAAACAGGUAGUGGUAGUUUUAUCGAAAAGUUUAUUUUCGUCACCUAACAAGAUAAAUAGUCUAGUCCUGUUGUAACAGAAGAAUUAAUACAUACUUCCUGAAAGAAGGUACGAGUGAUUAACAAUGGGAAAAGAUUUUUACAAAAUACUGGGAGUGUCCAAAGGGGCCUCGGAUGACGAGAUCAAAAAGGCUUACCGUAAGCUAGCCCUAAAAUACCAUCCCGACAAAAAUAAGAGCCCACAGGCGGAAGAAAGAUUCAAAGAAGUGGCCGAAGCUUAUGAAAUAUUGUCGGAUAAGAAGAAGCGUGAUAUCUACGACCAGUAUGGUGAGGAAGGCUUAAAAGGAGGAAUGGGAGGCGGAGCCACACAGGAUGGCAACGGAUCUUUCUCGUAUCAGUUCCACGGAGACCCAAGGGCAACAUUUGCGCAGUUUUUCGGAACAAGCGAUCCAUUUGGAGUUUUCUUCGGCAACGAUGGCGGCUCAAAUGUAUUCUAUCACGAAAUUGGUGGCGAUAUGGAUGAUAUACUUGGAUUUGGUGGGAACCGUGGUAAUAUGGGAGGUUUCCCUGGUGGAGCUUUUCGGUCCCAAUCAUUCAACGUACAGGGCGGCUCACUCAAUCGAAAACAUAAAAUGCAAGACCCGCCUAUAGAGCAUGAUCUAUAUGUGACGCUGGAGGACGUAAAUGGAGGUUGUCAAAAAAAGAUGAAAAUUUCAAAAAUGGUUAUGCGGCAAGAUGGAUCUGCUCGGAAAGAAGAAAAAAUUUUGAAUAUCAAUGUGAAACCCGGUUGGAAAGCUGGAACAAAAAUAACGUUUCCAAAAGAAGGUGACCAAGUUCCUGGAAAAAUUCCUGCCGAUAUUGUGUUCAUCAUUCGGGACAAACCGCAUCCUCAUUUCAAACGUGAAGGAAGUGAUAUCAGAUACACUUCAAAAGUUACGUUGCGCCAGGCUUUGUGUGGGACAACGGUAAAAGUGCCAACAUUAUCUGGUGGAGAGCUUCUAUCGAUAUCGACUAUGGGGGAAAUCAUCCGACCAAACACAGUAAAACGGCUGCAAGGUCGGGGACUGCCGUUCCCGAAGGAACCAUCGCGACGAGGAGACAUGCUGGUGGCUUUCGAUAUUCAAUUCCCUACUCAGCUGAAUCAGAACGCGAAAGAUAUUUUAGCGGAUUUGCUCCCGAUAGAUGGAAAUUCCUAAAGCUACAGGAAUGUUCUAGAGCAACGGAAAAUACGUCGCGUAUGAGCCGCGUGAUGAAGUACUACUCUCUCUCUCUCUCUCGCUUUGAUACGCCUGGGCAGUUUGAUUGCGCCAAUACAGUGAGCGUGAAGAUGGGAGAGAGAAUGCCCCUUUGUAAAUAUGUACCGUUAACGGGUGUAUAAAGCAAAUACAGAGAAGCUGUAAAUAGAUUAUCAAGUGCGAGCGAGUGAACGUAUGAAAACUACUGUUCUAAAUGAUAGAGAGUAGGAAAACAUCUUAUUUUUUCGUUUUAUCGAAAAGGUUUGUUAUUAUUUAUCAAGUUUCCAAGUAGUGAAUAUAUUUUUUUGAAUGGAAGAAAGACUGAAUGUAGUGCGUUCUAUGCGAUGAAUUGAAAUAUGAGAGGGAAACGUUUUCCUAUUAUAUUGUUUGAACUUAAAGGAGUGUUAUGAUAGUGUAAAUGAACGGCUAUCUGUAGUGACAUGUAAAAUCACUAGCUUGUAAACAGGUAAAUGAAUAGCGGGAAGCUUUUAAGCUAAAAAUUGGUUUUCGUACGUUAUAGUACAAGUGUAAUCCUAUAUAAUUUAAAAUAAAAAAAAAAAAGAAAAAAAUUAAAUAA